ACGACAACCGGAUGUUGAGUGGCGCGCAUGAUUAACAAGGCAACUUUGUAUCCGAACAGACUUAAAAGAAAAGGUUUUCGACGAAAUGGCUGGACGAACGCAAGUGGUGUCAACACGUCGUCGCAAAAAACCUCAGACAGCAUCGGUACUAGGGGGCAUUAAGGGCACAUAUGAGGAUCGUGACAAUGAUUAUGUCUGUCCUGUGUGUUUUGAUGUCAUUGAUGAAGCCCACAUGACAAAAUGUGGCCAUUCCUUUUGCUACAAGUGUAUCAAACAGAGUUUGGAGAAAUCCAAUAGGUGUCCAAAGUGUAACUAUGUCAUUGAGAAUCCAGAUCAAGUUUAUCCUAACUUUUCAUUGAAUGAACUGAUCCUCAAGUUCAAAGGUAAACAAACAGAGAAGAAACGGAAGACUGAAAGGACAACUGGUUCCAGUCUUGCUGAGCUUGUGGAACUUCUGUCAGAUGACAUUGACCUUUCCAAUGUCAACUUUCUUUUAGAAGUUUUAGCUAGCAAAAAGCAGAAACUGGAAGCAGAUGGUCAGUUUGCUGAAAGCUGUAUUCUAAAAGAGUUUCUACAACAAGUCAGGCAGAGGAAACAGACACAAUUGGAUCAGUUAAUGCGAGAGAUAAGUAUUCUGGAUGCAGACUGUCAAGCUGUAGAGGACCGACUUAAGGAACAGCACCUCAAACUGACAUCCUGUCCAGAUCACUUGGUGCCCAAUGGUUUUGAACCACCACAACCGGCAACCAUUCUUGAUGUAGCAUGUGAUGAGGGAUUUAACAGCAGCCCAAAAGUUAGUGUGCCAUCACAAGCUGUGGAAGAUCGCUUACUUUCUGUAACCAAGCAGGUCAGCAAGGAUGAUGAACUGGAUGUUGUGUACACAGAUGAUGUUGUUUUACAGGCUUCAGGUCUGACAUCAUAUUCACAACCACCUUACCUCCAGACAUCCCUUGCCUCACGUAGAAAAAAGAUAAGUCAACAUUUUGAAGACCUUGAACAGUGCUACCUCACCAUAAGGACAUCAGGUCUUAAACCUGGCCCUGAAGGAAGUGGUCAGGGGUUAGAUGAGUUUACAAACUGCCUGUCAAAAUUCACAAGAUACUCCUCCUUUCGACCUCUUGCUACCUUGAGCUAUGCUGUUGACCACUUCAAUGGUGGCUCCAGCAUUGUCUCUAGCAUUGAAUUUGAUCGGGACAGUGAGUUCUUUGCCAUUGCUGGAGUGACCAAAAAAAUCAAGGUGUAUGAAUACGAUACUGUGAUCAAGGAUGCUGUAGAUAUUCAUUAUCCUAUCAUUGAGAUGGUGUGCCAGUCCAAGAUAAGUUGUGUUGGAUGGAGCAGCUACCACAAGGGUGGGCUUGCCAGUUCAGACUAUGAGGGUACAGUCACGCUAUGGGAUGCCAACACUGGUCAGCGUGUCAAAAUGUUUCAGGAGCAUGAGAAAAGAUGCUGGAGUGUGGAUUACAAUCGAAUGGAUCCCCGCUUGUUGGCCUCUGGAUCAGAUGACUGUAAAGUUAAAUUAUGGUCAUGCAAUGUUGACCACUCUAUUGCAAGUCUGGAAGCAAAGGCCAAUGUUUGCUGUGUCAAGUUCAACCCAGAAAGUCGUUUCCAUCUAGCUUUUGGCUCUGCAGACCAUUGUGUCCAUUACUAUGAUCUUCGUCAGACACGUCAGGCAGUAGGAGUUUUCCGAGGCCACAAAAAAGCAGUCUCCUAUGUCAAAUUCUUGUCCAGUGAAGAAAUUGUAUCAGCGUCCACAGAUAGUCAACUCAAACUGUGGGACCUUAAGCGUCCUAACUCCAUAUGUACUUUCACGGGUCAUACAAAUGAAAAAAACUUUGUUGGCCUGGCAACUGAUGGUGAUUAUGUAUCAUGUGGAAGUGAAAACAAUUCCCUUUACUUGUACUACAAAGGACUGUCCAAACAUAUAAUGACAUACAAAUUUGACACAGUGCGAAGUGUGCUGGAAAAGGAGAGGAAAGAUGAUGAUUCCAGUGAGUUUGUCAGUGCUGUGACAUGGAAACCUGGUGCUAAUGUGUUGGUGGCUGCCAACAGCCAAGGUACAGUAAAAGUGCUGGAAAUUGUAUGAAGUUGGCCACAUAUGACUGGCAGUCCUGGUUUUUCAUUCCACACUGUACCCCUACAUCAGUAGCUGCUGAGGACUGGAUCAAGACAUGCUGCAACAGAUGCAGUUGGACACAUCAAGGGAUUUGCAUUUUAAGAACAACCAUCAAAGUGCCUGAUCCCCUUCCCUGAAUUCUGCAGCCUGCUUAAGUGCUCACUGCAAGUCCUUCUCAAAAAGACAACUGCUGUCACCUGACCAUUUCAUGUGAAAUGGUUGUAGGAAGGCUAUAGGUGCAGGUAGCCUAGUGCUGCUAGAGGAUACCCACACCCUGGGAACCUGCAGACUAUGCCACCUGGUGCUAUACAAUAGUCCUACCACAGAUUAGAAGAAGAUCCUAAUCAUAUGCAGAUUGGAUUAAAAUUUUGGUGGCCAGUAUACCAUGGCACAUCAUUAUACAAACAGAAUGAACAAAAUACUUCAGGGUAAGAUGGCAGAUAUUUUAUGCCCUGGUGUAAGGUACUUUGUGAUGUAAACAAAGCAGUCCGCUCAAGUGCUGUGCAUUGACAUCUGGAUUGAUGCUGACUUCUAGCCAUGGGUGAUAGGAUUGAUCUCCAACACCAUGGGCAGAAUUGAAAUAGGGCCACUAAAACAAUAAAUUUAUCCCCCCCACCCCACCCACCCCCCAAAAAAUUGCUAAUAGUACAGCCUUCAUGUGAUGACAUACUUGUUCUGAGCAUUCUUAUUUAUUACAGACUGCAGCACUUAAGACUGGCGCUGGCGUUUCCAGAAGCGUUUCACAUCAUCAUGUCCAUCCUUUGUUACAACCAUAACCCGCUUUUCUGGCAUCUCCCAUACCAACACAUCCAUCUCCUGUAACAGAAUGAGAUUUUGCAUCAAAUACCUGCAAAGAGUUAAACGAAUAAUACAAUGUUGAAUAGAUCCCAGACAUUUGUUUCACCUUCAAGGCUUUUUUUUUUUUAUAUAAAAAAAAAAGACUUUCUGUAGCAGAAAUAAGACAUUUCUACUCAGAAGACUUGUGAUGAGGCCACCUUUACUGCAAGUCUUUACAGAUUCUUAGCCCAUGGGUUUUAUCAUUUGUGUUAUAAAAAUAUCACGAAGGAUUCUGUUAACAGGCUUUGGAUAAAAGAUUGGCUGAUAGAGUCAGCCACUUAUUUAGCACUUGUGUUUGCUGAUAAUUAUGUAUAUGAAAACAGGACAUAAUUCACUUGGAAGCAUGUUGUGUGGUGAUUUAUAGAAUGUUAAAAUAUUUACAAGAAUACAAUACCAUUUCCAUAUUACUUGGCUGAAUUCAGUACAAGAUUUUAUUUCCGAAAAUCUGAGGGUUAUUCUUAAGAUGCAAGCCUACAAACAUGAAGCAUAGGUCCAGGGUUACAUUUCAUUAACAUACGAUCUUCUGUUGGCUCUGGCCUUUACUCCUUCAAAGCUAAGCUUUUAAUCACAUUAACAUUCACCUUUCCUCCCAAAGUUUUUUUUUUUUUUUCUAACCUUUGCAUAAUCACGAAGCAUUUCAAAGUCAGCCUGUGACAGAAACUGGUUAUACAGUAUGCCCUCUGUGAAAGUCAAACGAGCACGCUCCAGUUCCCAAAGUCUGAUCUGAUCACUGAUGGUUGGUGGUAUCACAGGGUUCUGUCAAAUAAUACUUAACUUUUAAAACAUGCGUAUUUGUGGUGGAAAUGCCACAGUACAACGGUAUAGAAUGCCGAGACAUAUAACUAGUAAGAGAAGAAAUUUAAAAGGAAAACCAAAAUUACAAAGUGGUGGGGGGGAUUCACAGGAGAAGGGGAAUGUUAAGGCAAGAACAUUCUCCAGCAAGUAAAAAGCAUCUGACAGGUACAACAGGUCAGAACUAAAGGCUGGAAGAAAAGAAGAUGACAUGAGAUAGCCCAUCGGUCUUGCUGUUAACAGAAACACAAUUGGCAACUAAACAUUACAUAUCUGGAUUGCCUAAACUGCUAAACCAUGUGGUGCCAUAUUUUUUUUAAUAAAAGCAUACCUUCUUCAUCAUCUCUGGAUGUGCAUGACUUCGCAGGUAAUUCAAAAUCUGUUGAUAAAGAGCAGUUAGACUUAGAGUAGUCCUGUUUAUGGGGUGUUGAGCUACCAUAAAAGUAUUCUGCCACAGUAUUCAGAUGUCUCUAUAUGAUGCCAGAAUAUUGAAAAUAACCUCCCAGGACUCCACAACCUAUUGUUAGUAAAAAGCAACGUGCAAAAUAUAGGGCACAAAAUUUGAAACAUCAACAAAUACUUUCAUGAUCUCCAGAUCCCUGUUGCUUGUUACUAGCAAUAUGUGCAGUGCUUAGAAGUUGUUUUCUGCAUUCCAAAAUUCUUGUAUUCAACAUCAUAGGCUCCAUACGAAGGGGGUGGGGGGGAAAUGGAUGUAGAUGUCUCGGAAACUGCAGAAAUGCUUUAUCAUUUUGUCUUUGCAAUUAAAUUCUCACAUCAGAUUUGUAAUAAACAAGAUUGUUUACUAUUAACUACAGAAUUUUAAUUGUAUGUAUUGAAAUAAACUGGUGUACAGUGCA
Molecule: messenger RNA, 4599 nt
Organism: Pomacea canaliculata
Lineage: Eukaryota; Metazoa; Mollusca; Gastropoda; Architaenioglossa; Ampullariidae
Product: E3 ubiquitin-protein ligase COP1-like
Exons: 22
Coding region: 86-2083 (665 amino acids)
Biological process (GO): proteasome-mediated ubiquitin-dependent protein catabolic process
Molecular function (GO): protein binding; ubiquitin protein ligase activity
Source: RefSeq, a predicted model, not a curated record